Molecule: messenger RNA, 1374 nt
Organism: Mangifera indica (mango)
Lineage: Eukaryota; Viridiplantae; Streptophyta; Magnoliopsida; Sapindales; Anacardiaceae
Product: 50S ribosomal protein L4-like
Exons: 8
Coding region: 232-1164 (310 amino acids)
Biological process (GO): translation
Cellular component (GO): ribosome
Molecular function (GO): structural constituent of ribosome
Source: RefSeq, a predicted model, not a curated record
UGGGUUAUUUUACAAUUUACGAAGAGGUGUCUGGGGUAAUUCGCCUCUCGUAACUGUCCGCCUCAGCUUCACUGAAAUCAUCUCAAAGCCGGCUGUGAGACAAUCAACGGCCAGAUUUCAAUCACGGCAUCAACAACGCCGCCGCACCCGCUUUCUCUUUUCAUCACUUAGGAAACUAGUUGAGUAUUCUUCAUUACAUAUCAAUUAAAAGAUUUGGAGUAGGGAGUUUCCAUGGCGCUGUCCGUUUCUAGAAGGCUAUUACGCCAUUUAGGCUCUUUUUCUGCGAUUAGUCGCUGUGAGUCUCCGAGUAUCGCCAAUCAUUCGUCUCUAAAUCCCCGUGAUUCUCACGGUGUUUUAUCUGGGUAUGACUCAUUUACUUCAAAGGGUGGGUCAUGUUUACUUGCUUGCCAAAGGCUUUCGACUACUAUUUUGACUCCUGACUCAAGUGAUGGUGCUUUUCCCUCUGAUUUACUCUCAAAGAAGACUGUUCUAACUCCGGAUCGAACCAUAGGACUUUGCCAGGAUCUGGUGAUUCCAGUAACAAAUUUCCUCAAUGAAGACAAGGGCCUCAUGGUCUUGGCUGGUGAUGUUUUUGAUGUGCCCAUCAGGAAGGACAUUAUUCAUCGCGUUGUACGAUGGCAGCUAGCAAAAAGACAACAGGGAACACAUUCAACAAAAACUAUUAGUGAGGUCAGUGGAACUGGGAGAAAGCCGUGGCGGCAAAAGGGUACUGGUCGAGCUAGGCAUGGAACACUGCGUGGUCCCCAGUUCAGGGGUGGUGCUGCCAUGCAUGGCCCUAAGCCGCGAAGCCAUGCUUUUAAGCUGAACAAAAAGGUGAGGCGUCUAGGAUUGAAGAUUGCUCUGUCAGCUCGAGCAGCAGAAGGGAAGCUUAUGAUUUUUGAGGAUUUGGAGGUUCCGACGCAUAAAACCAAGAAUAUUGUGAAUAAUUACAAACAAAUGGAAAAUACGAAGAAAGUUUUGCUAGUUGAUGGUGGCCCCAUCAAUGAAAAGCUGAAGUUGGCUACGCAAAAUUUACAUUACGUCAACGUACUGCCCUCAAUUGGAUUGAAUGUCUACAGUAUUCUGCUGCAUGACACAUUGGUAAUGUCCCGUGAUGCUGUGAACAAGAUUGUCGAGCGGAUGCACACUCCGAUUAAUCGUUGAUUCAGAAUCAGAAUCUUCAUUUAUUUUCGAAGGAACAUAAAAUUGUCAUUUUGGUUAAAAUACCCAGAUGCCUAGCAGGAUAACCAUUUUAAUGUAUCAGUUUUUUGUGUUUGAGGCUUCAUCUUUGAAUUUUCUAGUUGAAUCCCAAACAUAAAAUGCCAUGUCAUAUAUUUACAUGGUAAAUUGAGACAAAAUCAUCAUUUUCCUUAA